CUGGACCCACGUGAUGCCGAAGACACACAACACAGCGAGACCCAGGAGAAAGUCCAGGGAAUAAACUUCCCCUGGAACUUGUGUUGAAGGUUUAGUGGGGACAGGCAUCAGCAGUUGUCCGGGGCGGAUCUCACAGCUUCAUGAAAAUAAACAACCGAGCAGGAAACAUUUCAACUCGUGUACAUAGGAAAAUAAUCCAACAAGAAUCCCCUCCCUGCCUAUAAAGUGUUGAGCAUCCUGCCAGGGAACUUCAUAUCUACGGGAUCUGAGCGCAGAAUGAAAGACUGUGCACCUGUAAGGGUAUAAGCGACGUCGCCGAGAAACAGAAGCAACGUGCGAAUAGCCUUUUAAAAUAGCGUGUUCAUCACAAAUCAGCAUGGUGGCUUUGCCAACUCUUUUCAUUUUGCUUUGUUGCGUUAAGUAUGUGAUAAUGCACAAGAAUGAAUGGCAGAAGACCUAUGUACCUGUGGUUUAUCCGAAGGCAACUUUCCAACUGCACAAUGCACAUUUUGAGGGCAAAACCAACCUGAAAGUCACCUCGCCAUGUGGAUUAGACUGUCACAAAAGAGCACCUCUGCCAACCUAUGAAAAACUGAAAGAAUAUUUGUCUUAUGAAACUUUGUUCUUAAAUGGGAGCAGAACUCUCACGGAUGUGGACAUCUAUGGUUUCAUUGAUGCUGAUUUGGAAAAUGAACGAAACCGCAGAAAUGGUAUAAGAACGAAAAGACAGAUCUUUGGUUUGGAUAGUCGAUUUAGCAUUAUGGCGAGAAAAUUCCUGUUCCUUUAUCCUUUUUCAACUUCGGUGAAAAUCUCCACGGGUUGCUCUGGGACUUUAGUAUCUGAGAAGCACGUUCUAACUGCGGCCCAUUGUAUUCACGAUGGCAAGAAUUACGUGAAGGGUGCACGCAGGAUGAAAGUUGGAUUUUUUAAACCGCAACAGAGAGAGAUGGGGAGAGCUGUAAAUCAAAUCAACUCUAUUCUUCCAGAAAAAGCUAGAUUCCAUUGGAUAAGAGUGAAGCGGUCACGCAUUCCAAAGGGAUGGAUCAAAGGUGCAGCAAACGAUAUUGGCAUGGAUUAUGACUAUGCAAUUCUGGAAUUGAAAAGGCCUCAUAAGAAACCCUUCAUGAAAAUUGGAGUGACUCCUCAUCGGGAGAGGUUGCCUGGAAGCCGGAUUCACUUUUCUGGUUUUGACAAUGAUCGUCCUGGAGAUCUUGUUUAUCGUUUCUGCUUGGUCAAAGAUGAAACGUAUGACCUUCUGUAUCAGCAAUGUGAUGCUCAGCCAGGUGCCAGUGGUUCAGGUGUUUACAUCCGAAUGUGGAAUAGGCAAAUUCGGAAAUGGGAGCGAAAAGUGGUUGGAAUAUUUUCGGGUCACCAGUGGGUGGAUAAGAAUGGUAUUCAACAAGAUUACAAUGUAGCUGUUCGGAUUACUCCUCUGAAAUACGCACAGAUUUGUUACUGGAUUAAAGGAAAUUUUGUUGACUGUAGGGAUGGAUGAGAUAUUAGUUUUUGCUCUGCUUUUGCAACUGUGUGCUUUGCAAGCUAGUGUACACUUGUACCACAAAUAUUCAAUUCCAGAAUCUAAUUUACUGUGGGCACAAUUAUUCUGGUAAACCAAAUGACAAAAAAUUAUUAAAGUGGUGAUCAAUAAGAAUAGCGGGAGGGAGACAAAGCUUAAUAAUGCUUGUAACUUCAGACUACUGAUUGCUUCUGCAGGCUAUUUU
Molecule: messenger RNA, 1721 nt
Organism: Amblyraja radiata (thorny skate)
Lineage: Eukaryota; Metazoa; Chordata; Chondrichthyes; Rajiformes; Rajidae
Product: serine protease 23
Exons: 2
Coding region: 377-1495 (372 amino acids)
Biological process (GO): proteolysis
Molecular function (GO): serine-type endopeptidase activity
Source: RefSeq, a predicted model, not a curated record